ACGAAAGGCGAGAAAAAUUCGUCCGCCAGAAUGAGGGGUUCCCAUCACCAGGCCCUGGGUGGCAAAGCAACUCGGCUAGGGGGUAAGGCGAAACGUCACCCCACCGCAGAAAAACUUGACAAGUUUGCGCUGAUGGCGACGAUUUGCAAACCUGCACCCUUUACAAACGACGAGGAGGCGAUACGCGACAGAGAAGCCUGUGACUACACACAACGAAUUACCCUUGAGAUGGCAAGGGCUGGCACAGCUCCCCGGCCCAUCAGGGUCUAUGCAGAUGGAAUCUAUGACCUCUUCCACCAGGGCCACGCGAGGCAGCUCAUGCAGGCCAAGAAUUUGUUCCCUAAUGUAUACCUCAUUGUUGGAGUGUGCAGUGACGCCCUAACCCACAGUCGAAAGGGCCGCACGGUUAUGUCGGAAGAUGAGAGAUACGAGGCUGUUCGUCACUGCCGUUAUGUGGACGAAGUGGUGCCAGAUGCCCCUUGGAGCUUAGAUGACGAAUUCUUGGAUAAACACAAGAUUGAUUUUGUGGCUCAUGACGAUAUCCCAUACACAACUGGCAGUGCUACCGAUGUGUAUGCACACAUCAAAGAACGAGGCAUGUUUGUGACAACAGAACGAACAGAAGGGGUGUCCACUAGUGACGUAGUGUCGAGGAUUGUUAAGGAUUAUGACGUUUAUGUCAGAAGAAAUUUAGCUCGAGGAUACAGUGCAAAGGAUCUUAAUGUAUCAUAUAUUAAUGAGAAAAAGUACCGGCUACAAAAUAAGAUUGACGACCUCAAGAAGAAGGGCAAGGAAAUGUUUGAGGAUAUUGAAGGCAAGAAGACCGACCUUAUCAGCAAGUGGGAGGAGAAGAGCAGAGAGUUCAUUGACACCUUCCUCAUGCUCUUUGGCCGAGAUGGGAGGCUCACCCAGUACCUCACUGAGAAGAAGGACUCCGUCAUGAGUGCCCUCUCCCCUCCCUCAUCCCCCAAGGCCAUCAGCCAAUCCUCUGAAGAUUGUAACAGCCCCCCAGCCAAGUCCACCAAGUUCGACUUCUCGCUGCGCGGUGGCGGAUCGUUGGUGGACGACGAUUACUCUGAUGACGAAUACGAACCUGCGUCCAUGUGAGAACUGCCUUCUCCCCAUUUUUGCGGCCCAGCCCGGCCCCAGGCAACCAGCCCAGUACGCCACCGAUCCCAGAACCAUUACUGUUGCAUCGUCUCGCAGAUUGUGAAAGCACUUAAGAAAUGUUACGACUUGAUU
Molecule: messenger RNA, 1242 nt
Organism: Penaeus monodon (black tiger shrimp)
Lineage: Eukaryota; Metazoa; Arthropoda; Malacostraca; Decapoda; Penaeidae
Product: choline-phosphate cytidylyltransferase B-like
Biological process (GO): CDP-choline pathway
Molecular function (GO): choline-phosphate cytidylyltransferase activity; phosphatidylcholine binding
Source: RefSeq, a predicted model, not a curated record